UCCGGAUCCAGAAUCCGAAUUCGGAUUUUUUGAUCCAGACGGAGCAGACUCGAUCGGGGAACAAUUUUGGACGUGUUGUCUUUAGUUUUUUUGGAUCAUACAAAGAAGAAAUCGGCGGGAGAAGCUAUGUCGAGGCUAUGGGCGAGAGUUGCCGGAUUUUUCAGUAGCAAGAGUUUCAUCGGAGUUGACAAGACUGGUAACAAGUACUUUUCCAGAGUCGAGGAGAUUGACGGACUGGCGAAAGAGAAAAGAUGGGUUGUCUUUAGACGAGAAGAGGACCCAACCUCUAUUCCUGUUGAAUGGAUAUGUUGGCUGAAUGGGCAGCGAAAAAGGGCUCCUACCCCUGAGGAAAUGGCUGAACUUGAAGCAAGGCGUGAGCGUGUGAAGCUUAAUGUUGCUCUUCUCAAGAAAGAAGAGGAGGAGAAGAAAGCCAGAGAAGGCACUGGUCGCAAAAUCAUGAGCAUCGGUAAAGUUGAGGGUCCGGAUUUGACAAGCUUUGUUCGCCACUUUCCAGCGGAUUCAAAAGGUGAUAAACCAGGGGAAGCUAGUGAAGAAGCAGAUAAAUCAAGGACCAAGGAACAUGAACCCGAGGUAGUAACUGCAGAACCACCUGAACCAAAGACAACAGAGCCAUCGGGGUCUGGAUCAUCAUUUAGGCCCGGGACAUGGCAGCCACCAUCCUAAACACAUCUCAUGUGUGCGUCCAAUUAUUUGUUUGAUGUAGUCUACAGAAACCGAAUAGUUUUCGAGUCUUACAGAUGAAUCAGAGACGAGAGAGCUUUUCAGGACCCUAAAUUUGUGGCCUUUCGCGUUGUCAUUGAGGACUAAGAAGAGUCAAAAUGAGAAGCCAACUUAUAAAUUUUUUCCUCUUUGGGGGGUUUUGUCUCUUGGUAUUGUGCUGGAGACUUGAAUUGCUUUGUCUUUCAUAGCUUAAGAAGAGCCUACCUACCCUAAGUUUUUCCUCGUUGACUUUUAUUUAUUAGGAUUGAAACGAUUUAUUUCUUGAGUAACAUCAUGGUUGAAUGGUUUCA
Messenger RNA from Eutrema salsugineum, 1031 nucleotides. RefSeq lists its product as uncharacterized. The record is from RefSeq and is a predicted model, not a curated record. The transcript has 9 exons. NCBI's taxonomy places the organism in Eukaryota, Viridiplantae, Streptophyta, Magnoliopsida, Brassicales, Brassicaceae. Bases 127 to 684 code for a protein of 185 amino acids. Gene Ontology annotation, biological process: mitochondrial respiratory chain complex I assembly; response to oxidative stress. Gene Ontology annotation, cellular component: membrane.